This is a messenger RNA of Marmota monax (woodchuck), 2133 nucleotides long. RefSeq names its product HCK proto-oncogene, Src family tyrosine kinase (gene Hck). The transcript has 13 exons. NCBI's taxonomy places the organism in Eukaryota, Metazoa, Chordata, Mammalia, Rodentia, Sciuridae. Gene Ontology annotation, cellular component: extrinsic component of cytoplasmic side of plasma membrane. The record is from RefSeq and is a predicted model, not a curated record. Gene Ontology annotation, molecular function: ATP binding; non-membrane spanning protein tyrosine kinase activity; signaling receptor binding. Bases 10 to 1797 code for a protein of 595 amino acids. Gene Ontology annotation, biological process: cell surface receptor protein tyrosine kinase signaling pathway; cell differentiation; protein phosphorylation.
GGCUUUCAGAUGGCCUGUGGGCGCCACCGGGUUCUUGGUUCCAGCCCGGGGGCGCAGAGUAGGUUUAGAGGCGAGUGGGACCGGACAGUCCAGCGCUGGGAGAGCCCAAGAGGACCCGCGAGGCAGAAGCCGCCGCCCCCGGAGUGGCCCCAGCCUCCUGAUCUCCACAGUCAGCCCAUCUUCUUCUGGGCUCGGGUGCCCCGGGCCCCGGGAGCUGCUGAGCUGGGGGGGCGCUGGAGCUGCGAGGAUCCGGGCUGCCCGCGAGAAGAAGAGCGGGCGCCCAGGAUGGGGUGCAUGAAGUCCAAGUUCCUCCGGAAUAAAGGCAAGGCCUCCAAGUCUGAGUCCAGCACCAACCUGCACAGCCCUGUGUACAUGCCAGAUCCCACGACCCCGAUCAAGUUGGGGCCUAACUACAAUGGCAACCCCCCAGGGUUUGUGGAGGCAGGCUCUGAGGACACUGUUGUGGUCGCCCUGUACGAUUACGAGGCCAUUCACCGUGAAGACCUCAGCUUCCAGAAGGGGGACCAGAUGGUGGUCCUGGAGGAGGCUGGGGAGUGGUGGAGGGCGCGAUCUCUGGCCACCAGGAAAGAGGGCUACAUCCCAAGCAACUAUGUGGCCCGCGUGAAUUCCCUGGAGACGGAGGAGUGGUUCUUCAAGGGCAUCAGCAGGAAGGACGCAGAGCGCCACCUCCUGGCUCCCGGCAACGUGCUGGGCUCCUUCAUGAUCCGGGACAGCGAGACCACAAAAGGGAGCUACUCUCUGUCCGUGCGAGACUACGAGCCCCACCAAGGAGACACGGUGAAGCACUAUAAGAUCCGGACCCUGGACAACGGGGGCUUCUACAUUUCCCCGAGGAGCACCUUCAGCAACCUGCAGGAUCUGGUGGCCCACUACAAGAAGGGGAAGGACGGGCUCUGCCAGAAGCUGUCAGUGCCCUGUGUGUCCCCCAAGCCCCAGAAGCCGUGGGAGAAAGACGCCUGGGAGAUCCCUCGGGAGUCCCUCGAGCUGGAGAAGAAGCUGGGCGCUGGGCAGUUCGGGGAAGUCUGGAUGGCCACCUACAACAAGCACACCAAGGUGGCGGUGAAGACGAUGAAGCCUGGGAGUAUGUCGGUGGAGGCCUUCUUGGCCGAGGCCAACCUGAUGAAGACGCUGCAGCAUGACAAGCUGGUGAAGCUGCACGCGGUGGUCACCCAGGAGCCCAUCUUCAUCGUCACGGAGUUCAUGGCCAAAGGAAGCCUGCUGGACUUUUUGAAAAGUGGAGAAGGCAGCAAGCAGCCCUUGCCAAAACUCAUCGACUUCUCAGCCCAGAUUGCAGAAGGCAUGGCCUUCAUCGAGCAGAGAAACUACAUCCAUCGGGACCUCCGAGCCGCCAACAUCCUGGUCUCUGCUUCCCUGGUGUGUAAGAUUGCUGACUUUGGCCUGGCACGCAUCAUCGAGGACAACGAGUACACGGCUCGGGAAGGGGCCAAGUUCCCCAUCAAGUGGACAGCUCCUGAGGCCAUCAACUUCGGCUCCUUCACCAUCAAGUCAGACGUCUGGUCCUUUGGAAUCCUGCUGAUGGAAAUUGUCACCUAUGGCCGGAUCCCUUACCCAGGAAUGUCAAACCCAGAGGUGAUCAGGGCGCUGGAGCACGGGUACCGAAUGCCUCGACCCGAGCACUGCCCUGAGGAGCUCUACAACAUCAUGACCCGCUGCUGGAAAAACCGCCCCGAAGAGCGGCCCACCUUUGAAUAUAUCCAGAGUGUGCUGGAUGAUUUCUACACGGCCACCGAGAGCCAGUACCAACAACAGCCUUGAUGGGCAGGACCAGGCUGGGGCCAGGAGGUGCCCAGGAGGUGUCUCCAACACCAGCCACUGGAGCCCAUUCAUCCUUCCCAUUCCCAGACACCCACCCUCACUGCAGCCACAGUCUCCUCAUCUGCCAAGUGGAUGGGUGGACUGGACAGUCUCUUUUUGACUCUACCAAUCCACACUGUGCCAUUCUCAGGAGUCUCCCAAGUUGAUAUUUCUAUUGCCUGGGAUGAUUGAAUUCCAAUUACAGCUGUGAUUUAGAAAUGUUUAAAAUUAUAAAAUAAGUAUAUUUAAAUAAAAGCUAUUGAAUAAAAGAUAUGAAUGCCAAGGGCUUUACCGGAA